AUGAUUCAAGAGGUACUACAGAACUGUCACGACUCGUUAGAAGGAGGUUAUCAAGGGAUCGCUCGGACUUUCUACAGAGUGAAGUUGGAUUAUUACUGGAUCGGUCUAUACGCGGACGGAGCGAGGCACGUGCGGUCCUGUCCCGACUGUAGCUCAAGCAAUAGUCGACCUAAGAUCCGCGGAUACUCUCUGGGGAACAUACUAGCGGAACGGCCGUUUCAGGUUGUUCCGAUGAAUUUUGUAAUACCCUUACGGAAGUCUCGGCGGGAUAACACACCACUCUUACUAUUCCAAUGCGCAUUCACGGGGUACGUGAUGGGCAAAGCUAUGGCAGACACGACUGCUCUGAGAGUAGACCAAGCUUUCGAAGAAUGCGUGUACCGGAGGUUCGGUGCACCUUCCCUCAUCAGACAUGACAGGGACCCUCGAUUCAUGAGCGAGGUGUUCCAGUCGUUCACCAAAAUGAUGCAAUCAAGGUCUAGGGCAACGUUGAGCUACCGACCCAAGCCAAUGACCAGCAAGAGCGCUCGUGCGAGUGUACGGGAAGACCCACUGCAACAAGACUGGGACGAGAUUGCCGAGAAGUUGAUCUUUGCAUUGCGCACCCGGUUCUACAACCCGUUCAUCUGUCAGACGCCUCUGCAGGUGCUUGAGCGUCUGCGAAACGCUAAAUGGUCUAAGGGUAUGUCUACAGAGGUGUGCGGAGACGUCAUCUCAAACCUGUGUGACGCUGCAAGUUACCGAUCCUCGGAUGAGAUAUCAGUACUUCCUUGCGGGCCUGCGCAACAAGGAGUGGAAAACAGCGCUACAGACCACUGUGGCGGAGUGGUUUAG
Phytophthora megakarya is the source of this 834-nucleotide messenger RNA. The record is from the annotation of a GenBank genome assembly. Lineage: Eukaryota; Oomycota; Peronosporomycetes; Peronosporales; Peronosporaceae.